CACGUACAGGACUUGCCAACCUAGCUUGCGGAGUCCGACCGGCUCCAGGCCCAAAGUCGAAUCAUUUAAAUGAAGUGACUCCUCGUCUUUUUUAUCUUGUGACCUAGUGUAUCCUUCUACCAUUUUCCCUUGUUGGUACCUUUUGCAGUCGGGUUCAACAACUCCAGACCGCAUCCAAUGGACCCAUCAACCCCACCCAAGAUCAUACCCGCGCCGGGACAACACCCGGACAUCAAAGCUGAUGCACGUCGCGUGUUCGACGUCCUCCGAUCUGGCGGGGUAGCCCUAGUGCCGACCGAAGUCGGCUACGGCCUCAUGGCCUCAUCGACUGAGGCAAUUCAACGAGCCUUUGCAGCCAAGAAACGCCGACCCGGCCACGCGCAGGGCAUUAUCGGGACUUACAAUCUCCACCGCGAGCUCCACGUGCUCCCCGCAGCGCGGCACGAGAUGAUCCGCACGCUGCACCACGAGAUGGACAUGUCCUUCGGGGUGGUCGCGCCCUUCCGCGCGGACCACCCCCUCCUCCAACAGCUGACCCCAGCAACCCUGGCAAACACGACCAAGAAUGACACCCUGGCCAUCUAUCUCGGUAGAGGGUCUCUGCUGGUGGAGCUGGGCCGCUUGAACGACGAGGCUGGCCAAUUGAUGCUAGGGUCGAGCGCCAACCUCACCGGCACAGGCCAGAAGUUCCGGGUGGAGGACAUCGACCAGGAGAUCAAGGAUGCCACCGACGUGAUUGUGGAUUACGGGUUGCAGCGGUAUCAUGUGUACGGGGGCCGCGCGUCGACGAUCUUCGAUUUCGACAAGAUGCAGGCGCUGCGGAUUGGCGCCGAGUAUGAAUUGCUGAGGGAGCGUCUGCGGAAGUAUUGGGGGGUGGACGGGUUGCCUGAGGAUCCUCUUUUUGGCUAGGAGCAGCGGCUUCCGGAGCCCUAACCUCCCCCCAUCUCACUGAACCCGCUACAUUUGAUGAACCUCCUGCACCCCCUGCAUCAAGGGUUUAAUGUUCGACAUGAACCACUAGCAUAGAGAGAUUGAGGCUUGGAAACUGACGUCUAUUUUGUUGCUUACUAACUCUCUGCGCUAAAUAUCUCAAGAAUGUGGAGAAAAAAGGAGGGC
Messenger RNA from Aspergillus uvarum CBS 121591, 1116 nucleotides. RefSeq lists its product as uncharacterized. Lineage: Eukaryota; Fungi; Ascomycota; Eurotiomycetes; Eurotiales; Aspergillaceae. The record is from RefSeq and is a predicted model, not a curated record. Bases 178 to 909 code for a protein of 243 amino acids. Gene Ontology annotation, cellular component: cytoplasm. Gene Ontology annotation, biological process: regulation of translational fidelity. Gene Ontology annotation, molecular function: tRNA binding; double-stranded RNA binding; nucleotidyltransferase activity. The transcript has a single exon.